UGGCUCUACCGCCACCUAACGUAACGCGAGUACUCACUGUAGAUUUGUGAAGAUAAAAUCAAAGAGAUACGGCUUGUUGUCUCCAUAUGGUAUUUCGGUGAAUUUUGCCAUUAAAUAUAUAUUAAGUGGUUAGUUGUUGAUAUCGAUUUGCUAUGAAUUUGAGCUUAAACAUCCGGAAGAAAGUAACAUUUUUAUGCAGUCUGACUGAAUGCCUAAUCUUUGGAGGACCUACAUUUGGAUGGGCAUCACUGGUUUAUGUACUGCGAGACAGAGGAUAUUUCAGUGACCUGUGUGCAAAUGCUACAUCAACACAAUUAUCUGAUAGUGUAAUCAAUGGAAAUGCUUCUGACGACUAUCUAGAAAGUCGGCGCUAUCCUACAUGUGCUGAGCAAGAUGCGUUUCUGCAGCUCGUGUUUAUUGUUGGUGCAUUCGGUAUAAAUUCAUCGUCGCUUCUGUUCGGUCCUUUGUAUGAUAAAUAUGGAUCGAGAUUAACAAGAGUAAUGAGCAGUAUUUUUAUCAUGACGGCAUGCCUACUGUUUGCAUUUAGUAGCCACUCUACAGCUUAUCUCACAUUCAUAGCUUUACAUCUUCUGGCGAGUGGGGGAAUCCUACUGCUUAUAACAUCUUUCCAGGUUGGGAAUUUAUUUGGUAGCUAUCGCUCAACAGUUAUGACAAUUCAUAGUGGUGCUUUUGGAUCUUCUGCGAUUGUCAUGCUUUUUGUAAAGAUUGCUUACACUGAGGGUGUGUCAAUGAUGUCGUGCUUUAUUUUUCUAGCAGGCAUUUCUUUGAUUUUCAACGUCAACACCUUCAUUUUGCUACCAAAAUACAAGAUUCCUUGGCCGCUGCCAGAGAAUUGGGGAAAGUCAGUUACGGUGUCUGAACGUUUGCCCAUCGAAGAUACCCAGGAAAUGGAACUUGUUCAGUCAAAUAGUGCUGUGACUAAUAAUGGUACAGUCCAAACAGUGUCAUGGAUGGAUGUUGAAUAUCCCAGCCUUCUCAGCUGCCUUAAGUCUCUAAUGUUUUUAUUAUUUUUGAUGUGGUUUUCAAUUCUUCAGCUUACACAUUUCUUCUAUAUUGGAACAUUUAAUCCUCGAUUACAAUUUCUUACAGAUGAUGAUAAAGAUACAAGACCAGACAAGCGUACAUCACUAGAUGAUCUCCAGGACUUUAUACUCGGAAUUCUGCUCGCAAACUUUGUCACAGCAGCAUUCAACGUCACCAUGAUGAUACCGGUAUUACCACUUCAAUUCCUGACGUUCUUCUUGCAAGUGAUGGGACGUGCAUUCAUUUAUGGCUGUCUGGCCACAUUCAUAUCAACGACAUUUCCUGGUAGAUACUUUGGGUCCGUGUAUGGUACAAUAUCUAUCCUAGCAGCCUGUAUAGCACUCUUCCAGUAUCCACUGCUUAAGUUAGUUCAAGGGCCAUUUGAUAAUAAUUCAUUUUAUGUGGAUCUUUUUCUCCUAAUUUUGAAUGUAUGUACCCUUACUCAGCCACUGUACGUUUACUACUUUGUAUCCAAGAAAAAGCGUUUUACCCUCACAACGGAAUAUCAACCAACAUUUGCUGAUAGUGCAAGUGAGGCAGAUCUAAAUGAGAAUUAGUUGGAUCGUCUGAAGUGUAAUCAGUGGCAGAUUUGGGGAAGCCUGCCCGGGUAAUUGUAAAUUUUUUGUAAUAAAAAAAAAUAAUGCAUAAAAAAAUAAAUUGUAAUCAAAUUUUAGUCUGAGAGUGCCAUUUUACUGGAUCCACCUGGUUUUUUUUUUGGGUUUAGAUGAAUUUAAAAUUUUUUUAUGGCAGUGAGUGAACUAACAGUGUAAAAUUUAAAUAUAUUUUUAAUAAAAAUUGUUAUUAUGAGCCGGGGAAAA
Anneissia japonica is the source of this 1862-nucleotide messenger RNA. Its product is annotated as solute carrier family 43 member 3-like. NCBI's taxonomy places the organism in Eukaryota, Metazoa, Echinodermata, Crinoidea, Comatulida, Comatulidae. Gene Ontology annotation, biological process: transmembrane transport. The record is from RefSeq and is a predicted model, not a curated record. Gene Ontology annotation, molecular function: transmembrane transporter activity. The transcript has 9 exons. Bases 153 to 1601 code for a protein of 482 amino acids.